Zerene cesonia (dogface butterfly) is the source of this 1347-nucleotide messenger RNA. Its product is annotated as L-threonine ammonia-lyase-like. NCBI's taxonomy places the organism in Eukaryota, Metazoa, Arthropoda, Insecta, Lepidoptera, Pieridae. Bases 182 to 1318 code for a protein of 378 amino acids. Gene Ontology annotation, biological process: L-threonine catabolic process; L-serine catabolic process. Gene Ontology annotation, molecular function: L-serine ammonia-lyase activity; threonine deaminase activity. The record is from RefSeq and is a predicted model, not a curated record. The transcript is spliced from 7 exons.
AACAAUCGCUUACAAUAAGAAUUCUCACAAACAUAAUGAGAUAUCAACAUAGUUAUUCAUAUCUUGAAAGACCUUCCUCAAUUUUUUCUUGUUUAUCCAGUACUUAUGAAUAUUAAUAACAAAAUUCAUACCUACUUAAAUAAUAAAUCGAAAUGAAAAUGUUUGUUAGAAUAUAAAGUGUAUGUUUAUUAUUUUUUUCAGCUUCAAGGAAAGAGGUGCAUUGAAUGCAUUGGAAAUGCUACCUUUAGAUAAGAAGAAGUUAGGUAUAGUCGUUGCUUCAUUGGGUAAUCAGGCCAUGGGACUAUGUUAUUACGGGCAAAAGCUUGGAAUACCUGUAACAGUGGUUAUGCCUGUAUCUGUGCCUAUUGGUAAAUUGCAACAAUGCCAUAACCUUGGAGCCAAAGUUGUAGUACAGGGUGGAAAUCUUUUUGAGAGUCAAAGAAUCGCGCGAGCCGUGGCCAGAGAAAAGGGAUUAGCUUAUAUUAAUGGACGUGAUCAUCCGCACAUACUUGCUGGAUAUGGUACACUGGCGUUGGAGAUCCUCGACCAGAUCCCCGCAGUAGAUGCAGUAUUGGUGCCGGUGGGAAGUGGCGGCCUGGUGGCUGCUAUCGCCGCUGUUAUAAAGCACGCUAAACCCGAGUGUCUUGUUUACGGUGUACAAUCUGAAAAAAUUCCGACGUUUUUUAAAUCUCUUGAGACCGGCGAGCGGGUUACCCUUCCGUGGCAAAGUUCAGCUGCUGAUUCUAUAGCGAUGCCUAACGUUGGUAUUAAUGCAUUUCACACAGCUAAACCUCUCCUGGACAAGAUGUUACUAGUAAAUGAGGAUUGGAUCACAAAGGCAAUUCUGCAUUUAGUUGAAAUGGAGCGUUUAGUGGUCGAAGGGGCUGCUGCGUGCACCUUGUCUGCAAUUAUAAGCAAUCUUGUGCCAGAAUUGAAAACGAAAAACGUGGUAUGUAUUUUAAGCGGAGGCAACAUCGAUGCAAUUUUGAUAAGCCGAUGCCUCGACAGAGGACUGGCAGCGGAAGGUCGCCUCAUUAAAUUUAAAGUCGAUAUAAAGGGUACUGCAGCAUCAUUCCAAAAGCUUUUAAGCUUCUUGGCAAAAGCAGGAUACAAUGUAAAACGGUUAUUCCAAGAUCGCGUGUGGGUGGAAAACGAUAUUUAUCAAGUCGAGGUCAAACUUGUAUGUGAAGCAAGAAAUUUAGAGCAUGCUCUGGAAUUAAAGAGGCUUAUGGAGAGAGAAUAUACCAACACUGUUUUUGAAACAGAACCCUUCAAUGAUAAAUAUACAUGUCCUUGCUAUGUAAGAAAAUGCUGUUAAAUCAAAUUACUAACAAACUCAAUAUUUUG